Messenger RNA from Paramecium sonneborni, 1543 nucleotides. The record is from the annotation of a GenBank genome assembly. NCBI's taxonomy places the organism in Eukaryota, Ciliophora, Oligohymenophorea, Peniculida, Parameciidae.
AUGAUAUCUCUAAUCAAUUUCAAUCCAGCAGAUUAAAGAUGUCGGAUAGAUAGUCCUCGUUCUAAUAUAGUUUUAAAAUAAAGAGGAAUGACUUAGGAAGAGUUGCUUUGUGUAAAUAAAGAGAAAUUGGGGAUCAUGCUCAAAUAAGAAAAAUCAUUACAGGAAGAGAACUUAGAUGAUUUCUAUAAACAUUAUGAAUAUCGAAGAUAAUAAAAAGUUUAUAUGUUAAUAAAAGAUAGAGAGGCUUUGAUUGAAAAAGAAAAAAGAAAAAAAAUUGAAUCAAAUAUGGUUAAAUUUAAAGGGGAUAGACCAAAUAGUAGUUAAAAUGCUUCUAAAUUUAUGGAUUAGGUUUAAAAGAAAAAAUAUAUGGAAAUGAUGAGGCAAAAACAUUUAUAAGAAUUAAUGUUAAAGCGAGAAUAAUAAAAUUAGUAGUAGUAAGAAAAAAUGUAGUAAUACGAAGAAUAAAGAAAGAAAAAACAAGAAUAGAGGUAAUAAGAAUUUUAGGCAAAAUAAGAGACGAUUGCUAGAUAGAAGAGAUUGAAGGAACUAGAAGAAUUAAAGAAAAAUAGAUAAUUAUAAUAAGAAUAUUUUUAAAAAGAAUAAUAAAGACUUGAAUAAUAGUAGAUUGAAGAAUAACAAAGAAAAGCAGAAGUAGCAAAUAGAGAAUAAUAGUAAUAAGAAUUGAAAUUAAAAUUAGAAAGAGAAAGAAAAAUGAAAGAAAAAUAAGCAGAGCUAGAAUAUAAUUAGAGGAAGUAAGAGGAAGAAGAAUAAGAACUUAGAAGAUAAGAAUUUUUUUAAUAUUAGUAAGAGUAAAAAAGAAUUAAUGCACAAAAAAGAGCCUAAUCUGCAAAAUUAAGAUAGAGAGAAGCAUAUAGAAAUUAAAUAGAAAUUCAAAAAAAGUUAAGAGAAGAUUAUUUUAAGAAAGAAGAGAAAAUUGCAGAAAAGUAACAUAAAUUUUAAGAACAAUAACACUAAAGAUAAAUGUCUAUAGAGGAAAGAAAUAAGAUGAAAUAAGAAAAAAUUCGAAACACUGCUCAAAUGAAGGUAUUAAUGCAUGAAGAAUUUUAAAGACAGUAUGCGGAAAGGGAAUAAGAAAUAUAAUAUAGAUUAUAAUAAAGGAGUGAAUCAGGAGCAAAGGAUGAAUUUGUAAAAUAGUAAGCGGAAAUGAGAGCAAAACAUAGAGAAAAGGUAAGAAAAAUGAAUGUAUAAUAAUUGGAAGAGAAAAGAUAACAAUAUUUAUUAAAAUUAUAGGAUUAAGAUGAAAAGGUAAUAGAAUAGUUUUGAUAUUUGUUAGAUUUAAAGAGUAAAGAAGGAGUAAGAGAUGAUGCAUCAAUAAUAGUCUUAUUAGAAAUUGAAGAAAAGGUUUGAUCAAUAGGAGGCAAUAAAACAUUAAAGAUAAUAUGAAGAAUACAGAAGGGAAUAAAUAAGAAAUAAAUUGAGGGAGGUUGAUUUAAGAAUGUAGGAAAAAAGAGAGGAUUAAAGAGAAUUAGAUAGAUUAAGAGAAUAAGCUAAUAGAGUUGAAUAAAUGAGUAAGAAAAUAUGA